GCAACACCAAGCCGCACGUAGUGCAGAGCCCCCCAGCGGACGAAUGAUUUGAUUACGACGCGCGGUCGGCCGCGCGCCGGCCGGGAAUCUCGUAGUCCGCCCUCGAUCGCGCCCUCGACGCAAGCCAUCCUCCUCUCCUCGCUCCCCUCCCAACUACUCAAGUUUGACGGCAGCUGGCAAACCAUUCUCUUCCUUCCUUCCUUCCGUGUCCGUCCGUCGUCUCCCUCUUGGGCUAGCUCUUGCCUCUUGCCAUAUAAAGAUCGGUUAGUCCAAGCUUGCCAGCAAGUUGAGUACAGAACUGCGGGUCGUCGACCGGUCGGCCGGCCGUGGUUGCAUUGCAGUUGCAUUGCAGCUGCCACUUGCAUUGAGGAUGUGGUGUUGCAGCGGCGCGGACGACGAGCCCCACGCCGCCCCGCUGGCCGCCAACCCGGCCGCGACGCCGCCGCGAGCACCAGCCCAGGCGAGGGGGCCGAGCAUGCCGAGGACCGGAGGCGCCGCCGCGUCCGCUGCCAAGGUGCUGCCCAUCGACGUGCCGGCCGUCGCGCUGUCGGAGCUCAACCGCCUCACGGGCAACUUCGGGGACAGGGCGCUGGUCGGGGAAGGCUCGUACGGCCGCGUCUACCGCGCCACGCUCGCCACCGGGGAGGUCGCGGCGGUCAAGAUGUUCGACAACGGCAGCUCCUCCGGCCAGUCCGAGGCCGAAUUCUGCGAGCAGCUGUCCGUGGUGUCGCGGCUCAAGUGCGAGCACUUCACCCAGCUGCUGGGCUACUGCCUAGAGCUCAACAACAGGAUCGUGCUCUACCAGUUCGCCACCAUAGGCUCCCUCUACGAUAUACUCCACGGGAAGAAGGGGGUGAAGGGCGCGGCGCCCGGGCCCGUGCUGACGUGGAUCCAGCGCGCGCGGAUCGCCUACGGGGCGGCGAGGGGCCUGGAGCACCUGCACGAGAAGGCGCGGCCGUCGAUCGUGCACCGCGACGUGCGCUCCAGCAACGUGCUGGUGUUCGGCGGCCACGACGCCAAGAUCGGCGACUUCAACCUCACCAACCAGUCCCCCGACUCCGCCACGCGCCUGCACUCCACCAAGGUGCUCGGCACGUUCGGCUACCACGCGCCCGAGUACGCGAUGACGGGGCAGCUGACGCACAAGAGCGACGUGUACAGCUUCGGCGUCGUGCUGCUUGAGCUCUUGACGGGGAGGAAGCCCGUGGACCACACCAUGCCAAAGGGACAGCAGAGCCUGGUCACCUGGGCCACUCCGAGGCUGAGCGAGGACAAAGUGAAGCAGUGCGUGGACCCCAAGCUCAAGGACGACUACCCGCCCAAGGCCGUGGCCAAGCUCGCGGCGGUGGCGGCGCUGUGCGUCCAGUACGAGGCCGAUUUCAGGCCCAACAUGACCAUCGUCGUCAAGGCUCUGCAGCCCCUCGUGAACGCUCGGCCAGGAGGAGAGUAGCUAGAUGUCGUAAAAGGCUCGCCCUGAGCAGAGCUGUGACUGUGAUGGACCAAGUUUCUGGACGUCGUAGUAGUUCAUGUCAUGUCCACGGCAUUUCUGCCAGAAUGUUGCCAGCAACGGCCUGCUUGGCCUGUUCAAUCACGAGAGCAUUAACCGCGCGUGCCAUUGCGUGUGAAAAGUGUGGGAUUUAAUUGAUUUA
This is a messenger RNA of Zea mays, 1649 nucleotides long. RefSeq names its product probable protein kinase At2g41970. The record is from RefSeq and is a predicted model, not a curated record. Gene Ontology annotation, biological process: protein phosphorylation. Gene Ontology annotation, molecular function: ATP binding; protein tyrosine kinase activity. The coding region runs from base 371 to 1450 and encodes 359 amino acids. Lineage: Eukaryota; Viridiplantae; Streptophyta; Magnoliopsida; Poales; Poaceae. The transcript has 7 exons.